GCCGAGUGAGUCAGAUCGUCAACUGUACACAGUACACAGUAGCGAGUAGCAGUCGACGCUCGGAGUGCUUGCCGCGACUUUACCGCAAGUUUUCACACAAGUGAACGUGCUCUAGCUAUGUAGAUAGACCCCUGGAGUCACACGUAUACAGUUUAAAGUGCUUUUAACCUAUAAAAUGCUGAUGCCCGGUGCUCUAGGAUCCACGGACAGCAUGUUGGGAACCGCCGAUGGUCUGGUUGGGAGUCUGGCUAGUUUGACCACCCCUACGGGAACUACCCAGCAGAAAGACACUACUUGGACGAAACUGUUUGUCGGAGGGUUGCCGUACCACACGACAGAUAAGUCGCUGCGAGAACACUUCUCUGUGUUCGGUGAUAUCGAGGAGGCGGUGGUCAUCACUGACAGACAGACCGGCAAGAGCAGAGGAUAUGGAUUUGUGAUCAUGGGAGACCGACCCGCAGCCGAGAGGGCGUGCAAGGAUCCCAACCCCAUCAUCGACGGCAGAAAAGCCAAUGUCAACCUAGCCAUCCUGGGGGCGAAGCCCCGGGGCAACGUUCAACCAGGUCAGAGCUUUGGUUGUGACAUUUCAUAUAUAAGUGGCAACACCAGUGCUUUCGACGAAGCCACUGGCUGA
Macrosteles quadrilineatus (aster leafhopper) is the source of this 634-nucleotide messenger RNA. RefSeq names its product RNA-binding protein 24-B-like. The record is from RefSeq and is a predicted model, not a curated record. Bases 176 to 634 code for a protein of 152 amino acids. Gene Ontology annotation, cellular component: cytosol. The transcript is spliced from 3 exons. Gene Ontology annotation, molecular function: RNA binding. NCBI's taxonomy places the organism in Eukaryota, Metazoa, Arthropoda, Insecta, Hemiptera, Cicadellidae.